AUGCAGGAGAGAGAGGUAUCAAUCUUCCUCAAAGGAUUAUUAUCAACCUCUAUUUUGGAGAGAAGAAGCAAGGGGGAAGGGAAUCAAACAGACCAGAUCCUGAUAUGUAGCUGCCAGCAUAAAAUUAAGCAACGGUGAGGAGGAAACUAAAGACCGAAGAAGAAAAAAUAUACUCCGCGUGCAACUAAAGAGCAAUAAAAUUAGGUAAAAGGAAGAUACCUGACGGAAAAGCACAAAUAACUCAGGAGACACUUUGGGUUACACUUGAAGUGAAAAUGUCUGGCUUUUUAUUGCCCUUAUAUGACUCUGAUCUCCUGUACAAAUUAGUAAAGCACAUUGUGAGAUCUUUAUAAAUUAGUGGAGCACAUUAUGAGAUCUUUAUAAAAUGUUCUUGAAUGGGCAUCCUGUAGUCUCAAAAAUUUGUGUGUGUGUGUGUGUGUGUGUGUGUGUGGAAAUGAACCUACCUGCUUGGAAAGGGAGCAUAGGAGGAGGGAACUGAUUCAUUUGUUUGCUUAUGUAAAUAAAAGUGCUUACUCAUCAGUAGCUGCUGCUAGAAAAUGUUGGUGGUUGCGAAGGGGAGGCGGGGAAUCCCUUAAUAAAUACUAUAGCACAGGGCUGACAGUGAAGUGACUGAUGAUGAAGAAUUUGCCCCCUGGUGCAUCCCAGUGAAUUUGACAGGUAAGACACUUUUUCCUCCUAAAAUAUCCAGAGUGCCCACUUAAGGUCCCUUAAUAUAGAGUAGUAUGCACUUUAACAUACUGUAACCACUUGGCAUACUGGAAUGCUUCUGGGUGGAGUGCAGUAAUUCAAGUUAGUGGCUGUGAGUGUGAAACCAGAAGAGUUACAUCCUGGAUUAAUUAGCAGAGUAAACCAUAUACAGAGCUUAACUAUUUAGUGGUUAAGAGCCUGGGCUAGGGUGUCUUUGGAAAAAAAGUUAAGCUCUCAUGGUGCUUCUUAAGGCAGGUCCCUACCCCCACCCCACCUCCAGCGCCUCUGCGAGGAAGGACAGACGCAGCCAAGGAAAGCAUCUCCCCCGGGGGAAUGAGCAGAGAAGCUCCUCUCUCGCAGCCUUCUCUUCCGCUCUAGGAACGGCAACUCUUCUGCUGCUGUUAACCCUUGCAGAGCCGAGCGGCAGGAACCUCUUGGCUGCUCCGGGCAGAGCACAAAGAGAGGCGCAACGGGCACUGAAUUUUAUUGCGGGGGCCGAAGGUAUUUCGGCCCCGUGGAGUUGGUGCCUGUGCGCCAGGGAACAUACUUCCCUAUCAUGGUCUUACAUGGUCUGCAGAGUAAAGGGGGUGGGGUGGGAGAGGAAGAAUUGAUUCGUCCACUCUGCUAAAAUAUAUGUGAUUUUAAUAGCAGCUGAUCUUGCUUGAGAUAUGUUAAAACUGCGGGUAUGUGACACUUGCCGGUAUAGGGCGGUAUGCAGGUUAAAUAAAUACAAUAAAAAGUGCGUGGGAACCCUUGAGGAACUAAGUAGAAGCAUAAACUGAUGAAAUUGGCACGGUUGGGAUUGCAGUAUCUGGAGACACUCCGUUAUCAGCACAUGAAGUCGACAGCAGAGUAGGUUGAACGGGGGGUGAGAGAACCCAACCAAAAGAAUAUAUUGAAAGCAAGCAGAACCAGGUGCCUCGAAGCUUUUACAGCAGAAGGUGCCAUUUACAUUAGGAUGAAUUGUUUGAUUGGAAGGCGCUUUGAAGCCUAUGUGAGAAGUGGGGUGCCCCUCCAAAAAAACAAAAUAAGGUAUAUCAUGGCUCUACAUAGUGACGUUCUGGCUCACCACCCUGGGCUGUGGGUUGUAAUCAGAUAGAGAGCACCAAAACAACAACAACAACAACAACAACAACAACAACAACAACAACAACAACAACAGAUAAAGCUAAACACAAACACAUGGCGAGGAAAACAACUGAACUCCGCAGCAUUGGCUGUUUGGGUCCUUAGGGCACCUCCAGUCACCUUCAUUUUUCACACUGCUUGUCAAGAUGUGACCUUGCCUAGCCUUUGGGGCCGGGGAAACGACAAGCCGAUACUUCUGGGGUUGAACGACAAGUCCUCUCUCUUCCCCAUCACUGGGAAGCGUUUGGAGAGCGUGGCGGGAGAGGGCGGUCGUUUCCCCCCACCCUCUGCCUCAUGAAGCGGCUGCUUCCCGGCACCUGCUGGACAAAGUACAGGAGGGAAAGUCGUUGGGGGGGGGGAGGAGCGUUUCAAACGGUCGUGUGAGGUGCUUGUGUACGACAAUAUAUAACGGGCGCGGGGGGGGGGAGGACGACGACCGUUACCUCCGCCUCCUCUCUCGCCCUGUUUUGAGGGCUGGGCUGAGGCGGAGGGAGCGGGAGGACGUUUCUUCAAUGAAUGGCGAAAGGCCGCCUACCCCCCACCCACCCCCUCCCGUCAGCGUCGCUGGCGGCAGCGGGCAGGUUGCCAUGGCGACGGCGCUGAUCCGGGGCUCCUCGCGGUAGUAACGGCAAAGCCUGGCAGCCCUCUGCUCUCUGCCAAACACUCGCGGCUGGUGGUGGUGCUGCUGCGGAGCAAAGAGGCGAGGGGGAAAGAGCGCCGUCUCCAGAAGAAAGCCCGCCCGCCCGCCGGCAGGGACUCAAACGAGGUACGGUGCGGCGCCCUUCGCCCCGUCAGGCCCCCCACUCCCCCUAUUUCGCAGAGUCUGUCAGCUCUGUCUGCUUUAUUACUGCACCAGUAUCUUGUCUCCUCGCGAAACGGGGCUGCUGCUGCUGCGGGGGGGGGGGGGGCGACGGUUGCAGAAACAGCCCUGCCUGAGGAGGAGGCUCCUUCAACGUGCAGCCUGACACAGCCUCUCGUGCACUUUCUGUCGGUCGUCGAGGGUCAAACUCGUAGGGUCGCGGUGGGGGGCAGCCCUCCCCUCGGAAAUAAAUGUGACUAAGGCUUGGAGUGGGUGUGGGGAAGAUGAAGCCUUGUCGGAUAGAAGUGAGGAAAGUUUUGUUUUUGUGGGGAGUUAAAAGGCUCAGGGGAGGUGGGUGGGUGAGUGUACUCCUCACAGCUCCCCUCUGAAAUCAGUGGCAAAACAGGAGCUGGGCUGCAUUGCAAAUUUGCUUUUCCUCAGAUGUAUCGAAAAGUCUACACAGGGGAGACUUGUCCAGGUUUAUUGAAAGCGAUGGUUGAACGGGAGCUUAAGGUCCGUUGUUGCUUGCUUUCUUUUUUUACUGUCCCUCCCAUAAAGGGGGGGGGGCGAUGAAAGUGGUCCACCUUCAGUUGUGCACUUCCAGCCCCUUGACGAUGGGGGACACUUUUUUCUGAUAGGGUUAUAACAAGCUGAUUUGCUGUCCUUGCAAUGAUGUUAAAGAUACCAGGGGAGUGAUGCUGACGGGUUUGUGCCAUUUUCAUUGCCUGCAACUGGUGGACCUCGCUUCUCUCCUUUCUAUUGGGAGCUAUGUUCGUUUCUAUAUUUAAACAUCCAUGCCGGGGUAAGUUAGCGAUAGACUGUCAAAUGGGGGGGGACGGGACAUGUUUUCCUCCUGGACGUUCUCUCCUGUAUCUGGUUUGACUUUUGACCUUAUGAAAAGUGUAUGGUGGUUGGAAGUGAACUGUUUAAUCAAAACACACAGAGAUAUGAAAGGCUGAAACGUGAUGUGCCUUAUUACUCUGUUGAGUUAUUGGGAUUAAAUAUACACUUAAACCUAUUUGGGAAGUUUAUGUGAAAUACCAUGUUAUGCAUAAAUUUAAUUUUUAUUUUAAAAAGGAUGAAGUCAAACCAGAAGGAAAUAACUUUGCCACCUGGAAAGUGAAAUAGCUGGGUUAUUUGUUCAGUGACAAAAAGGAGCAAAACCAGGAAUGAUUUACAACUUUCUUCAAGUGUGCAAUAUGUUAGUUCUGAUAAUACAGUUAACAUUAAUUUCUAACAUCACUACUGUUUUACUCCUGAGAAAAUCCCAGAGUGCUUAAUACUGGAAGCCAACUGGAACUGAAUAAUUUAAUACUUCACUGGAUCAUGUACCAAGUAGUUUUACAUUACUGUGAUCAUUUAUGACAUGGUUCAGUGGUACUAUGAUUUAGGACAAGGGCAGCCAUCUUUCUGCUCUCCAGGUAUUGUUAGACUCCAAAUCACAUCAGCCUCAGCCAGCAUGAUAAAUGAUCUUCACUGAUGGGAAGUGUAGUGCAACAAAUAUCUGGACAGCGCUUCGUUGACAACUCUUGAUUUAGGAGAGUUUUAUUGGACCAGAAUAAAAUUUUACCAGUUACAUACCUGAAUAUUUGGAUGCAUGUGGUAGAUAUAAUAUAGAAGAAGACAGCAUGGGGCAAAAAGGAUAGCUAAUAGCAAAUAUCAACCCAAGAACCAGAAUUCUGUGUACAGUAGUUUUGUUCAUAAUCCAAGGCAAGAAAUAUAUAAUAAUAUAUUUGUCAGAAUUCCUUUAUCUUUAAAGGUUGCGUGACAACAAGCAUCAGUUUAGCAACUGAAGCUUUUUCUAGUAUGGAAAUGUAGUAAUGAUGUAAUAUUUCACCUGUUGAAUUUUGUUUGUCACUUGGGUAUUAGAGACUCUAAUAGGGCUCUAAUUUAGAACCUUAUCCCCACUCCUAAAAGUUGGCAACUAAUAUUUCUUUAGCAGUUAGUAGCAUGGGCAUCAGCUAAGCAGUGGAGUCCUCUAUAUGUACAGUGGUACCUCGAGUUACAUAUGCUUCAGGUUACAUACGCUUCAGGUUACAGACUCCGCUAACUCAAAAAUAGUACCUCGGGUUAAGAACUUUGCUUCAGGAUGAGAACAGAAAUCGUGCUCCGGCGGCGCGGCGGAAGCAGGAGGCCCCAUUAGCUAAAGUGGUGCUUCAGGUUAAGAACAGUUUCAGGUUAAGAACGGACCUCCGGAACGAAUUAGGUACCCGAGGUACCACUGUACUUAAAAGUACUAAUUAGAAGUAACCCCGCAUUGUGUUCAGUUGGACUUUUUCCAGAUAGAUAUUUAUAGAAUUGUGGCCUAAGAGUUUAUCUGUUUCAAUGAGAUGCCAAUCCUAAGUGAGUUUUCUUAUGAAAUAAUAAUUACUAUUAGGGUUUAUACAUGAGUACACCCCAGUUUAAAGAUGUCACAUCCUUCCUUUAAAUACGUAUGAAAUUAUGACUGCUGAAAUACUGAUCAGUGAGAGAACAAAAUACACUUGGUAAGAUUGGUUUUGUGUUGUAGCAUGCUCUAUGUCAAUGAUAAUUUUCUUUAAUUGUCCAUCAUAGUGCACUUGGCUUGUUGAGAAAGCUAUUUCCUUUCCAGUGCCCUUUGUUCUUAUGUAACAUUUUGAUACCUUUUGUGUUUGUAAAAUUCAUUGCAACAAUGACCUGUGUUAGUAUUGUAGCACAAAAGGCCAUGAUGUUGCUAGACCUUUUCCUAAAAGUGAUAUUAAACAGAAUGUGCAUAUCUGGAUGGUGAAAAAACAGCUCAGUGUAUGUUUUUUCACUAAACCAUGGCCCUCACCAUCUGUAUGACACAAAUAAAGGAAAACAUAGGGACCUAAUAAAAAUUCAUAUUUAAAAACACAAAAGAAAGUCACAGCCUCCCCUUUCAUAUCACAGCAGCCCAAUUCUGUUCUUCUUCAUCCAAAUAUAAUUUUCAUUGAGUUCAAUGGGAGCUUACUCAAAAGUAAGUGUGCACAGGAUUGCAACUAUUGUUACUAUACUGUAACAAUUAUGUAGAAUAAUAGCUCUGAAAACUCUGUUGGUCUUAAAAGCAAGCAUGAUGAAAACCCAGAAAGAAAAUGAAGGAAACCUUCAGUGAUAUCAUUAUAAGCUUAUAUGUUAUUGUUUGCAUGUGUAUAAUAAUUCAUGCUUAUAUGAAUAAAAGCAGAUAUUACAUAUAUGGUAAAAUUGCUAGUUGAUAUCAAGAGCCGUAUACAGUAUGUAGGAUUGUCCAAUACUUUUUCAAGCUAUAAGAACAAUAUGGUGCUCAGAAUGUACAUAAUUUCUGUUUCAAUUAUUGUACACUACCUAUAUCUUUUAGGAUACAAGUAAAAUAUCCAUCUUAUCCAUGAUCUUCUGAAAUGUCUAUUCUAUACCCUCUUGACCCCAUCCACCUGACAAUCUGUUUGGGUGAAGAGAAGAAGGCAUGGCUUUGAAAUGUCAGUAAGAAAGAUGUAAAGUAGCUGUUAGAAAUACAGUAUCCUCCUGAAGAUUUGGGUACCUACCAGAAGUGACUUCAGACACAUAUUCAGACACUUACCAAUGACCCCCUAGAGACUGUGAUUUCAUUGUUGCUAUGGCGCACUGAUGGGACCUAGCAGUAGGUGUCUCAGGAAAAUCUCCUGUGGCCAUUAUAGACAUUCUGAAGAGUAGUUACUUCUACCUAUUUAUUUAUUUAUUAAGUCAACGAUGCUGCAGCAACAAGCUAUUGAUAUACAACUGCAUCAUAAGGUAUUUUUCAAAUAGGACACAGAAUCAGCUCGUGUCCCCGUUUUAAAACACUGCUCUGUUCUGAUUUCAUGUCUGAAACCAUUUGUUCCUUGCUGAACACCAGAUGUGUCUUAAAUUUAGUGGCAUCUCAUAUUUUAAGGAAAUGGCCCUUAAUGAAAAACAUCACUGUUCCAGAAGAGUUCCAUAUUUCAGAAAAUUACAUCUCUACAGAACAUCAAGCUCACAGUGUCUCUCAUUUUUGACAUUUUGAUCUGAUAAACGUAAUGAAAAACAACAGAGUGCUUGACUAGUCUUGGCUAUUUAUGCUGCAAUCCUCACUCCACUAACCUGGGAGUAGGCCUCAUAGAAUUCAGUAGGAUUUACUUCUGAGUAGACAUCGUUAGGCUGGUGCUGUUAACUCUGCUUUUUCUCAAUAAUUCCUGCCCGAAACCACUGAGCUAGUUUAUGCGCACAAAUGAGAACAUCCCACCUCUAGCCAAGAGGAUAAACUGACCUGAUAUUUUGGUUGAUUGGUGCUCACUGUUGGCCAUUACCUAACAAAAAGGUGGGUUGCAACAGCAGCACUCCCACCAUACACAGACAUCUGUGUUUUUUGUUUUUGUUUUACCAUGUAAGACCCCAAGAUGCACGUUCGGGCUAGAGAUGGGUCUUAGGUCUGAAAAGACUGAAACUACUGAAUGUGAUAAGCCACUUUAAGCAGGAGAGAAGUGGGAUAUAUAAAUAAAUAAAAAAAAUUAAAUACAAAUAGGGUAAAGAGUGGGUAGAACUUAUUCUGGCUGGGCAUUUGCCUCCAUCAAGCUCCCCUGCAGUAGAGUUUAUGUUUAGAAGAGAUUGUUGAAUAUGUUAUUCUGUCUUUAAGGUGUUUUUGCAGGACAUGAGGUUAUAUGAUACUAAUAUACUACAUUCACAAGGGCAGAACAACCUAGUAAGUACCAGUAGUAUAGGUGACUGGACAAUUGGACUUCAAGAAGUUCCAGGAUGCUCUGGAAAACCCGCAAGUGUGGAACACCAUUGGCAUUACCCUAGGAUCUCAGAACAACAAUCUGGUGCAGGUUUCACCCUGCAGUGUUCCCAGUUGCUGCUUAUUCUGUUGGCUCCAUUCACAUACAGAGCAAGGAAAAGGAAAAUCCUUAAGGGGGAACACAGUCCUCCUUCGUUAAUAAAAAGCAUGAUAUGGAGCAUAGGCGGCAAAAUUAAUUUUGGCCUGGAGUGGCAAUAUAACUUGAGACAAUUCUGUAUGUUAGUGAUAUAAACCCCCACCUUCCUUGAAAGAUGCAUCUAGUUUUGGUGAACUCCAUUUCUUUCAAGAUUUAUUUGAUGCUUUUCCUGAGUUGGAAGCUCCAAAUUUCUAUCCAGUUUCACAUUAAGUUAAAUUUGGCAUCAGUGCUAUGCACUAGAGCUGGCCUUCCUUUGUGUUUUCAAAGUUCUCAUAUCAGUGCAAUGCAGGGAAAUUAAUUCCUGUGAAAAUGAGCAAGUAUACAUCCAGGGAAGAAAAGCAGUAGCCCAUUAUAACUCCCUGGGAUCUCUUCAGAAGGAAAUGCAUGGGGCCACUGUGUGACAGGUAGUGAAUGGAAUUGGGGGCGACAUCUGUAAAAGACAAUACAAUCCUAUCCAUGCCUAUUUAGAAGUAUAUCAUUGAGCACAAUAGUGCUUAAUCCCAGGUAAAUGACUAUAGGAUUGCCACCAGAGGCACAGUGGAAGAACUGAUGUGCUGCAUUACCUAACUGCUGGUUAAAAAAGCUGGUAUUUGCCACAAAACCACUUGGAAACCUAAUCUUCCACACUGUCAAUUGUUUCAAAGUAGUAGGUGUGUGAUUAAUGAAGUGCAAGCAACAUAUAAUACUUGGGGUGAGCAAAAGCUCUGGGAGGCAGUGCUUUAUGGUAUCAUAAACAAUGUCCUCCCUUUGACCCUGGCUAUUUGUGAACCAUGGCUACAUGUUUGCAUGAGCCAUCCUGUUGUAUUGUUCUCUAGGUACCUCUUGUAGUGCACCUGCUUGUUACAGUGUCAUUUGAAUGUCAUAGGAUGAUUAGAUAUGGCAACAGUCCUGCCUUUGAGCAGAGGUAGAGUUGCCAGCAUUUUUCUGGCAGAACUGCUUUGCCUUUUCACAGUUGUGUAACCAGUAGAAAUUUAACUGGCCAAGCUUUUCCCCUCACUGCAUCUAUGUGGUAGGAAAACCUUUUCCAGCGAAGUUAGUUUGUUACCCAACUGUUAAUGGAAUAGGAAUCCUGCCAUUAAAAAGAUUGUUAACUAUAAGGAAUUCCUUUAGACGAUAUUGUAGCUCCCUCCAAUUCAGAAAUGUAAAUUCUUACAUAUUUAUUAAAUUUGUAUAUUAUGUUUACAGAGAUUAUAUUUGACACUUCUGUUAAUGCAUUUUAAUAUGAUAUUGUUCUUGACUAUACAUAUAUACUGUUCAGACUAAAUUUAGACAUAUAUCCAUUUUUUUACUCUAAAUUUAGUCUUGCAUUGUGACACAGUCAUGCACAGAAAGAGGCUACUGCAUCUCAGUGAUUGUGAGUCACUGCAGUCUUGUUAGUAAAAUGCUGUUAGGAAGGGACUGCCAAGAAGGCUUUUUUCAAAUCAUUCACCUCAUGUUUUAUAUGAAUUAUAAGUUAUGCCUUCAGUGCAUUUUUAACAGAAGAUAAUAUAAAUUGUCUAUUCUGGGGCAGAAGUGGACAUCUACAUACAAAUCACUGGAUUGUUCAGGAAGGAGGAAUGGGGUGGGGUGAAGAAGUGCACAGCUUUUCACAAGUAGUUUUAAUACAAAAUAAAUGUUUACUGGUAAGAUCAGAGAUGUAGCCUUCAGACUGAAAUUUGCACAAGUAUCUGCCAAUAUAUCUCAUGUCUUUCAACCCUUGUAUGCCUAUAAUAUUUCAAGGUUGACAUGUAAUUUCACACAAUGUGAUAGAUAUCACAGUAUAUUUAGAUACCUGAGGCCAGAAGAAAAUACACACCACUAUACAACUAUAAAAUAGUAAUCUACAACUGGGAAACUGUUUAACAAUACUCUUCCACUGUCUUCCCUGCCUCCCUAAGAUCUGAAUCUCCUGCUUUUUCACAUCCUUAAUGCAUUUAUUUUGACUGAGUUCACUGGUUAAGAGUGUAAAAAAAUGCUGAUUCAGAAAGGCAGUUUCUCUGCCUUGAAAGUGUUAUUUUAUUUACACAUGAGCAAUAUCAACUGAAGCAAAAUUGAAGGAAAUCCUAUUCUAAGCCUGCAAUCCUUUCAAUUCCAAAUAGUUCUGGGAGGAUUGUGGUAAAAUAAGUUUGAUGAUAUUACAGGCUUUGGGAAUGGGACAUUAAAGAGAGAGAGUGAGAGAGCACAUUCUGGUCAUUCAAGUACUAUAUUCAAAAGCCAGAAAUUAUCACUAUGUAUAUGGUUGAGUCAAAAUAUCCACUACCAGGGCAAGAAAUGUAAAAUAUAUAACACGUGGUUAAUAAACUGUGCACAAGAUAAAUAUUACCCAACCACUAACCUCAGUGUUCAAAAAAGUUUUGAAAAUGCUUUGAAAGCUUUUUGAUUUUAGAAUAUAACAAAGGGUGCUUAUCAACAAAGGUCCCCAUGUGACACCCCCCCAAUGCCCACCAUUUUAAUCAGGGGUGCCAACUUGAAUAAAGUAUUGUGGGGGCCCAUGUAAGCCCCACUUCACAUAAUCGAUAACUUGAUGCAGUGCACACUCUGCAUCAGUGCCCACCAACUUCGUGGGGGCCUGGCCUCCUCAAACAUUUUAUUGUGGAUGCCAAAAACCCCAUGGCCCCUAGGAGUUAGUUCCUAUGAUUUGAAUAAUAUUUUAUUUCUAAAAUCAGUUUUUCUUUGGUCAGUAUGUGCUCCAUGUUUUCAACAGUUAAAUGAAUCCUGACCAUAAAAAUAACAAUAUUUUUUAAAGUGUGAACAGGAGUGAAAUGGAUUAGACUAGAAGAUGCUUGCAGAAAUGGCUAAUCGAUUUCUCUAUUUGUAAAGAAUUGUUUGUGUGGAGCUACAUGAUGUGCUGUUAUGGGAUCUUAAGAAAAUGGUUUCACUCUUACAGGAUCUUGUGGUGCAGAAAGUAUUAUCCAAUAAAACACGAAGACCUAACUGAAUCUCAAAUAUAAAUCAUGGGAUAUUCUCUCUCCUACACCCUUGCCCUAUUACACUUGUACAGUUAUACAAAAGAGGUUAUGAGGCCAGUUACCACUAGACUACUCAGGGUAAAGACCUCUACAGAAAUUGGAUGCUCUACAGAAAUAAUUGCCUCAGCAGAUGCAAUUCCUUGCAGAGAAAAGGUUUCCGUCCUUUAUGAUUGAGACUCAAUUAGAUUUCCCUGUUUUGCCAGAGAAUACUCUGUGUACCACAUAACCUUGUAAGAGUGAAACUAGCUUCCUGAACAGGGUUUUCUUUAUAACUUGCCUUUCUGUUCAGCCCAACACUCCUAUGGAAAUGAGCUGCUAGUUCCCUUUUUAAAAAGCUAAUUGGAAUUUGAUCCAUGGUGUUAAGAACAGCUGACAGUCUGGAGUUUUUCUAGUAUAUCUGUUUUUAAAUAACUUGCAGUAUUCAGCCUUAUAAAAUAGUGAACACCAAAGAUUACAGCAAUAACCUUGCUGCAGUUUGCCAUCAGUUGGAUGCCUUUCAGACCCCACAUAGAAAUGGAAUCAUUGUAUAUUUCACAUAGUGAAUUUAUAGAUGUGUUUGAGGGUGUAGAAUAAUGGCUUUUUCAGGCACAAUACAAUGUCAACACAGGAGUAUUAAAUGAUUCAUUUAGAUGAUACUGAAUUGCAGAGUCCUUCAGACUUGAAGCCUUGCCAAAACAGCUGCCACAAUUCAAGAAUUCAUAAUGAUUUCACCAAUCUCUUGCCUGUCGUGUUGCUUCACUCCAAAUUAUGAAAGUGAGCACCAUUUUCUAUAGCACAUCCAACUCUGCAGAACACUGAUGGAAUAAGCAGGAUGUCCUUCCCGUUUCAUACUGAUAUUGUUGCAUGCCACCCCAAUCUCUGAGUGGUGGGAUAUUCCAGAGGUUCCAGGCACUUACACAGGGUUCAGUUUCCUUGGAAUGAGGGACAGCAGAGACUGUGGUGUCUUUAUGGUAUAUGGUUUAUUUACACAUAUAUACAAUCUCCCAUAGCCACAACUGUAGAUUCAAGCAGAAAUCAAGCGUGGCUCUCAUUCUCUGGCUUCUGUCUGUGUCUAGCCCAGCUUUCAGCUCUCACACACUACUCUGACUUUUAUCUUUCUCACUACCAGCCAGAUGAGGGAAGAGGUCCACCCAUUUGCCCUCUGGCACAGAGCAAUUUCCUUUGUCAGACUAACAAUCAUACUUAGGUGGUAACUAUGACCCUUGCCUGGCUAAUUCAGCAAUGGAAUCCUACAUUAGAUUUUAACCCUUGCUGUAUCCAGGACCUUAGGAAUUAGAAGGGACUCCGGCAUCAUACGGUCUAACUCCCCAAACUCACACAACAAUAUUAUGAAGCAUGGAGUGACAGAGUGCAGACCAACAUUUAACAGCAUUUUAAAUUGGAGUUUAUGCUUUAAUUUUUUUUUUAGUUUAAAGCCAUCUAAUCUAGCGGCCAUCAUCCAUAUAUUGCAGAAGGGAAUUACAUUGCUUAACUUCUUUCUUCUUUGUUGCUCACUCAUAGUCAAGUAAGAUUGUCUUCUAUGAAUAUGGUCUUAAGUGACUGUGUCUGUAAGUGACUGUGGAGGCCAAUUCUGGAUCCACACAUCCUUCCACAGUGGGGACAUAGGUUUCCAGGUGGGAGUUGAUUAUGGUGAGGAUUUGUCAAGCGUCCCUUCCUCUUAGCACAUUUCUCCCUUUCAUCCUGAGUUCGUACUUCUUCAAAGUCCAUGAGGCCUUUGGUAGAGGCUAUUCAUGAUCUUCGUUUUUUUGAUGUUGAGCUUCAGACCAUAUUUUGCGCUCUCCUCUUUCACCCUCAUUAAAAGGUUCUUUAAUUCCUCCUCACUUUCUGCCAUCAAGGUUGUGUCAUCUGCAUAUCUGAGGUUGUUGAUAUUUCUUCCGGCAAUCUUAAUUCCAGCUAGGGAUUCAUCCAGCCCAGCCUUUCGCAUGAUGAAUUCUGCAUAUAAGUUAAAUAAGCAGGAGACAAUAUACAGCCUUGUCGUACUCCUUUCCCAAUGUUGAACCAAUCAGUUGUUCCAUAUCCAGUUCUAACUGUAGCUUCUUGUCCGACAUAGAGAUUUCUCAGGAGACAGAUGAGGUGAUCAGGCACUCCCAUUUCUUUAAGAACUUGCCAUAGUUUGCUGUGGUCGACACAGUCAAAGGCUUUUGCAUAGUCAAUGAAGCAGAAGUAGAUGUCUUUCUCCAUUCUGAAGGAAAUCAGCCCUGAGUGCUCACUGGAAGGACAGAUCCUGAAGCUGAGACUCCAAUACUUUGGCCACCUCAUGAGAAGAGAAGACUCCCUGGAAAAGACCCUGAUGUUGGGAAAGAUGGAGGGCACAAGGAGAAGGGAACGACAGAGGACGAGAUGGUUGGAUAGUGUUCUCGAAGCUACCAGCAUGAGUUUGACUAAACUGCGGGAGGCAGUGGAAGACAGGAGUGCCUGGCGUGCUCUGGUCCAUGGGGUCACGAAGAGUCGGACACGACUAAACGACUAAACAACAACAAAUUGUCCAGUUGCAGCCCUAGCAAGCCAGUGUUUCCCAAUUACCUGUGCUUAUACUGCAUUUUUAAAGAUUUGCCUUGAGAGCGUCUUUAAACCUCCUUUGUUGUCCACUGGUAUUUUGCUUCCCAUCUUAAAUUGAGAAUAGAGUAGUUGUUUUGGAAGUUGAAAAUCAGGCAUCUGAACAACAUGGCCCGUCCAACGAAGUUGAUGUUGAAGAAUCAUUGCUUUAACACUGGUGAUCUUUGCUUCUUCCAGUACACUGACAUUAGUUUGCCUGUCUUCCCAAGGGAUAUGUAAAAUUAUUUGGAGACACCAUUGAUGGUAUCUUCUGAGGAGUUGGAGAUGGUGUUUAUAUAAAUGGUCCAUGUUUCACAAGUGUACAGUAAAGUUGGUGGUACAAUAGCUUUGUAAAUGAGCAUUUUGGUUUCCCUGCGAAUGUCUCAGUCCUCAAACACUGUGCUUCAAUCGGGAGAAAACUGCACUCACAGAGCUCAGGCAACUAUGUUUAACUGUGAGCUGAGUGAAGAAAUACUUCCUUUUGUCUGUUCUGAAUUUUCAUUCUGAGUCAUGAGAAAGCGCAAAAAAAACUUAUCCAUCCAUUCAAACACCUCUUUCCUGACUCUCUUGUUUUCCCUUUAUCCUAAACCUUAAAAGCACCAGAUGUUGCAACCUGUUCCAGCCCCUUGGUCAUUGUGGUUGCCCCUUUCUCAGGGGUGGCAUGUCCCAUUCUACACUUGGGGUGAAAUUGAAGCUCCUGCCACCACCUACCUGCUCCUGCCACCACCUGCUCUGCUGCCCCCUGCUACAUGCUGCCAUCAUUGGCACCUAUUUUGAGCAAGAUCUCACCCAAAAUGGAUGUGAUCUUGCCCAAAACUAGUAACUAUGUCAGCAGCAGCAGGGCAUGUGUGUGUGGGGGUGUUCUACCACCGGAUGCAGUGGUGGUCUCACCGAAUGGCUAGGCCAGCUCUGCCUUUUCUACAGUGUAUUAUAUCUGCAAUAGAUGCUUAAGUGAGGUGCUUAUGUUGGUGCUGGUUCAUCUACCCCUAUUUGGGGGCAUUCAGACAAUCACAUUCUAGUCAAAGAUACAUUUUGGCUUGGCUAGUGGAAUCACCGGGUUCCUUGGCACUAUAUAUAAAAAUUAAUCCUGAGAGGAACCUGGCCUUCGGUUGAACUAAGGAGUCCAUUGUCUAAUAUCAAAGCAUGUUUGCUAGAGUCAAAAGAAUAGUCUGAGUUUACAAUUGCAGUCAGUGUUCCUUUCCUACUGAACAAGACCAUCACAUUUCUGUACUGCAGAAUAUGUUCAGUCUAAGCAAUGAAGUUUAAAUUCUCCUGAAGCCUGAAAAAUCCCACCACAGCAUUAAUUUGAGCACGGCAACACUCCAGCAAUCCUAGGAUUAGUGAUGCAGCACUUUAUUUUACCAUCUUAGCUUUAUCAGCUAAUAAUUUGUGAUGAAUUAUAAUUGUUCUCAGAAAGUACUUGCAUCUGAUCCCAAUUUUAAGAAAGUGUUCAUUUACUAGGUAGGCCCUAUUUGAUAUAAAUGUCUGUUGCCAGAGGCUACACUGCACGUUUGAGGUAAUGGUAGAUUAUGACUGCACAAGCAAAUAAAACAUUUUUCUAAUUAGUUUUCAUGUUUUUGUGUGUCUCAUGCAAACCAAUUACUGCUUUAUCUUAUUUCCGCACACGAUUGUAGGCCACAGUUUGUGUACUACAAGCUUUGUCAGCAUUCAGUAUUCAAGUCUAGUUGUAAACCAUAUAUUCAUAAUCUGUAUCUGAAUUAGCAUGAAAAUAAAAUCAAUGGGAGCUUUGCCAUUGGCUUCAGUAGAGUGCAGACUAUACCCUAUGUCUGUUGUGAACCUGGAAUUAUACACAUUCAUUUAAACAAAUGUCAUUCCUGAACAGGUAUGCUGGUAUAGCCAUGGGGGGGGGGGGGAUUUAGAAAUGGUUGAAGUAAACUAAAUUGAAUUAAUAGUUCAAACCUUCAUGCAACAUAUCUCCUUCAAACCUUGAAAAUCAUUAUAUAGUAUAAUUUGGAUUGCUAUUUGAAACAUGACACGUUUUUAAUCUUGCCAAUGAAUUUUAUUGGCUGAGAACUGCAGACCCUCCAAGUGUCCCUAUUUUCCAGGCUCAGUACUGGAUUUACAGAAGCCACCCUGGUUUCUGAUUUGAUCCUGGAAUGUCCUGCUUUUCCUUAGGAUAUCCCUAUUUUUAUCACAUAAAUGUUGGAGUGUCUGGUAGGACCUUCGUAUUUUCAUUGAAGAAAAGUUGGAGGUAAUUGAGUUAUGUGACCCCUGAGUCAAGGAGAUAAGUAACUAUAGAACCUUUAGAAGAUAUCUGAAGGCAGCCCUGGGCAGGGUAUAAUUAAUAAAAUUAUUAUUAUCAUCAUGGAAUAGGACGUUCCUAUUUUCAUCAGAGAAAGGUGGAGGGUACUGAAUGCUUGCAAAGGUACAGUGAUACAAAUAUGCCUAUUUCUUUUCGUGUUGGGAUAAUGUUGGACCCAAACACACACCUCAGUGAGGGACUAGUGACAAAGUUGUAAGAAGAUGCUUUCUUGAACUCAGAAGUGCUAAUUAUAUCUGAGAAGCUGGAAGGUGAAGAGGACUUCCUUUGACUGAGGAGGGGGUGUUCCUUACUCUUCUUUUUAUAUAAUUUAUAUAUGGCUCUUCCUUCAUCUUGAGUAUUUUUAUGUUAUAAAUAAUAUUUCAGGUUCCCAGAUUUGAUGAAAAAGGCUAUAUCAAUGAUGUAUAAGGUGUAGCUUUUGUUUAGUGAACUUCAGGUUAAUUUUACCCUUAUGAGAAACUGCCCAUUUCUGACAAGACCAUCAGAAAGUCAUGUUGAUUGGAAUUUUUGUAACAUACACAUUUAUUUUAUUGACAUAAGGACAAUUAACCAAAAUAUAUUUAUGUAUCAUGAAAUGUCAGUUUCAAUGCACUUAAUAUUGCCCAGAGUGGUGUUAAUAGCAAUAGUUUGAUCCAUUGGGUAAGGGAAAGCAAAGGCAUUGCUGACCAUAUCACCAAACUUGUUAUCCAUGCACCAUAGACCAUAGAAAAUGGUGUGUUCUGCCAGUUCAGGCCCCAUCAGAUUUGUUUUAAUAUUUCAGUAACCUAGCAAUAUUAAGUAUUUUUGACACAGUAAUCAAAUGUAACACUUCUGCUGCACACACUGCUGAUGCUGCAUUCUUCCAUGUGCAUUAUAUUUUGGGUGCUCUAUUGAAGGCAUUAAAAAAAACCUUUAUUGUUUUCUGCCAGUAAGAAUCUGUUUAUCAUGCGAAGAAUGUAUAAGGCCAUUUUCCUUCUGACUAUGAACCAAAAGCAGAUCAAUAUGCCAUGUCCUGUAACUUUAGUGCAAUGUAACACAUUGAUUAAAACUGACAGGGAAAUGCCUAUUGUUGAAAGCUGACUAAAGCUAGCAGAAAAUGUGGCAUGAAACAGGUUGAGCAAGCACUUGCUGCUAGGAAUGUGUAUAUACAAGCAUCAGGAUGAGUAAAGCAGCUUUAAAAGUUAGCAACACAGUGUGGUUUUUUUCUUCUGAAUCAGAUAAGACUUUUGAACAUGAAUGCAGCAAUCUCCAUGUGCCCCAAACAUAUCAGACUUUGCUUUUUAUAGGCUUGGACUAAGGAGGUGUGUAUCAUCUAAAAACAGAGGGUUCCCCCCUUUUUUUGUUUAGAACCAUUUGUUAAUUUGUACAAAUUUAGUCAAUUAAUCAAAUAGACAUUUGAAACCAUCAACUAAGAUUUCUUUAAUUGGGUGAUAGUCCUAACUUAAAUGUAGUCCCGUGACUGUUUCAAUUGUCAAUGGUGCUUCUGAUUACAGAGUUGAAGAUGUAGGUGAACAUCAAGAUAAUUGUGUCCAGAGGUUAUUACUGACACAAUAGAUGUUGCACGAUUUCUCCCUGAAAAGGGGCUUUUUUUAGUCAUGGCACCAAAAAACCACACAUUUUGGAGUGCCAUGCAAGAUUGCAGCCCCCCGCCCCGUGCUUUUUUUGGGGGGGGGUCACAGUGCAAAAUUGAGCAAGAUGGCCACCGUUCUCUCGCAAUAAAAAUUUGGAUGUCCCAUUUUUUCCAGGACAUUUGCAGGGUAUGGUUUAGCAGCAUGGCACAUAUGUAUGGGAUAUAUGUAUGUGUGUUUAUUUAAAGUACUUAUACUCUUCGUUUCAGGAUAGGCCUCCCAAGGCAGCUUACAAAAAAAUUAUCCAAAAUUUCCAUCUUACUAUUUAAAUCCAGCUCUUAAAUGCACUUCGUUCUCAGCAAACUCAUGUGAAAGAAGGGGUUAUUGGUUAUGAGGUGAUUCUGUGCUGGAAGAAUAUACUUUUUGGCACUUAGUGAAAAUGACUGGUUCUGCUAUCUUAAACAACAGGGUUUUCUGCCAGGCAUAAGAGAAACAGCCAUGGAAGUUAGAGAAUGACUCCUGUCCUGCACUUACUGUACCUUGGGGAGCUUCCAAAUUUAUGAAUUUGUUUAUUGCAAUUUAUAUAGUCAGACUGCCUGAAUCCAUGUCACAUCAAGAGAGUGGAAAAUGUAAUGGGUCAGAAAGGGGAGGGGAGCAUGUAGUCCAGGGUGCCUGAUAUGGUUGUCAAUUCCACAGCUCCAACUGACCCAUGUGCUGGUCUGCCACAGACACACAUAUUACAAGACGCAGCUCUAGAUGAAAGAACCUAUUGUAAAUGAAUUGUUUUGUUUUGCAGAUAGCAAUGAGACUGGGAUAUCAUCUAAAGAAGUGGCUGCCCACAUGAGGAAUCUUCUAAAGUUGUUCUUUAGUCCCGGCCCCAUAUCCAUUCAGGGUCUGUGGUAAGACUUAGAUUGCAAAAUACAGUACUGAUGGCAUUAGGCACUUACUCUUUUUUAUUUUUUAAAAGUUGUAAUUUUCAGCAGGAUACAUGUUGGAGAUUUCAGAACAGAUAUGAUGCACAUAUUUUAGAAUGGUGCACAAGUAAAGCCCUUCUGGAGAUCUUAAAUAUAAUAAAUGAUAUAAUUGGGAAGAAUAUAGCAUUAAAUCCAAAGCAAAUGUUACUUGGUUGUUCACAAGGAACUGUUAAUGAUGUAGACCUAGAACUCAUACAACGUUAUUAAUAGCAAUGAAACUAGUAAUACUGGGUAAUUGGAAAUCUAAUAGACCAUAUAUAAUGUAGUGGUAUAUGAAAAUCUGGAAUAUAGUUAUUUUCAGUAAGUUAACAUAUUAUAAAAGGUUUAAGAAAUGAUGUGCUAAGAAAUUUAUCAAAGUAAGUAGUUUGUUUAUAAGUUACUAGAACUUGAAAUUUCAAGAUAAUUGUCAAUCAUGUUUGGUUUAACUUAAUUUAAACUGAUUUAGAUUCUUUGCUUUCCUUUUUCACAAUUGAUUGAGCUGCUGAUCAUUGAUAUUAUCUUAGUUAUUUGCUUAUCACCUAGAAUUAUAAGCGCCAUAUUAUGUAAAUAUUAUAUAUAAAUAUGUGAAUAUAUAUGAAACUAUUAAAUGAAUAUUUUUAACUCAUAUACCAUAGGUUUUUUUAAAAAAAAAUCUCCUCUAUGACUUUAAGAAUUUGUGCCCAUGGGUUGCAUCCCAUUUGCACAAUACAUGUUUGUGCAACAGGACUUCUUUCACACCUCCACACGCAUUCCAUCCCUCAAUCUGCUCCAGAGAGUUUGGAAAAACUGCAGAAGAAUAUUGGAGGGUGGUGUGCAGGGGGGAGAAGAAGAAGUUCCAUUGCACAAGCAGAAGUAUUUGCAUGAACAGUUAAGUUUGCUGGAUACAACCCUAUGUUUGCUUGCUUUCAUUUACCCACCUCAGCUCCAUUGCCUUUUUCUAAGCAGUCUUUAAACAGAAAUCAAAUAAUAGCAACAACAACAACUAGGGAGACAUGGGUAGAAAUACCUACUCAGCCUUGGGACAACUAACUGGUUACCUUGAUCUAGUCACCUCUUCUCAGCCUAACCUUACUCUGAAAGUUGUUAUGAGACUGAAAGAGCAAAACCUUGAAAAAUAAGUAGCUAAAAUAUAAAAUGGAACAUCUUUAAUUGAAUUCAUGUGUUUAUUUUUCUUCCCCUUUACAGAAACUAUAUAUUAUAUGGAAGCUAUGUAUAUGA
Podarcis lilfordi (Lilford's wall lizard) is the source of this 18997-nucleotide messenger RNA. The record is from the annotation of a GenBank genome assembly. NCBI's taxonomy places the organism in Eukaryota, Metazoa, Chordata, Lepidosauria, Squamata, Lacertidae.